GCCAGCAGUUUCGUUGGCAACAGCCUUGCGUUCCAGCGCCUGAAAAGACAGGUUUGCACGUUCUAUUGCAGGGCCGAUUUGCAGUAGCCCAUCGGAGACAAUUUACCACAGCACAUUGGUGUCCGUUUACGGCAGGACGUCGGUAACAAGAUGGAGACGCCGGGCUUCACCGGACUCGCCGAAGAACCUUUCGCUGAAAUGAACCACGGUCAGACCACUUCGUACCCGUCGACAUACACAGCAGCCGAACUCAGCGAACAAUACCAUGAAUCCUUCUGGCCAAUCUAUCAGGACAUUCCAACGGACGACAGCAUGAACCAGCUCCUUGUCGGACGCGCCGAAGAAGGUUUCUUUGCAGCAGAGCACGACUAUAUGACUCCAUCGCGUACGACAUCCUGGGUAGGUUCCUACACCAAAAGUGAUCAGAACCUGUUCAGCACGUGGAAGUGGCUCGCCAUGUUCCUGACUUGCUGCGUCAUUGGGUUCGCGACGACGCUGCUGUUUUUCACUUUCAUCGAUACGAAGGACAAGGAGACCACUACAUGGCUCGAACUCGAGAGCUCAACCUUGGUCGCCCCGCAAGCUGAGACUAAAUAUCCAAGGGUCUUGACGACGUCGACACUAAAUGUUACCGACUCUGCCGCAGCCGAGAGCUUAACUUCACCACGAGGGAUCUUGACGACGUCUACACUAAAUGUUCCAGGCUCUGCCACAGCCGACAGCUUAACUUCGGAACUAAGCAUCUUGACGACGUUCACACUAAAUGUUACAGACUCAGCCCCAGCCGACAGCUUAACUUCGGAACGUGUUGAUAUUUUUCAUUUUGAAAAGUCUCGUCGCAACAAUGUUGACGAGGGAUCACAUUCCUACUGAUUCAUGGAACUUCCGAUCUGACAUUUUACAUUACAUUAGCGCAAUAGAAGGACUUAUUAUUCUUAGGCCGAUAUUUGCAGCCUAUUACCCUGUCCGCUCUUUUCUCUGGAAUACUUUUUAUGUAUUGUUGCAUUACGCGGUCUUUGUAACGAAUAUACUUCAUUUCACGCUGCUUUGGAAA
Molecule: messenger RNA, 1054 nt
Organism: Dermacentor albipictus
Lineage: Eukaryota; Metazoa; Arthropoda; Arachnida; Ixodida; Ixodidae
Source: RefSeq, a predicted model, not a curated record